CUGAAAAGUUUAUGGUAUUUAACUGUUAAGGUUGCACCAUCAUCGGCUUGGCAGGAAGCGAGACAAGGUGUCGCGGAGAAAACAUCCCGUCCGUUUGACUGGACAUUCACAUCAAAGUAUGCUGGAACAAUCCGCGGUUGUACAGUCGAACCGAGUAAUGAAGCUAUAGAUUUGGAGCGACUGAAACGACAAGAACCGAUUGGGUUUUACUCCCAGGUUACACUGUAUGAAGAUGAGUUGGCCGAUCAUGGUACCGCUCAGAUGUCUGUUAGGCUCCGUGUUAUGCCAGGUUUCUUUUUCGUCUUGAUGCGGUUUUAUCUUCGAAUAGAUAGAGUAAUUGUUCGUGUAUGUGACACUCGCGUAGUGGGUGAUAAUGAUAAAGACUAUGUAAUUCGAGAGUGGAGUCUGAGAGAGGCAAAGGUGGCUGAUCUCGACCAUCUUCCUUCGGAAGUGCUUCUUGACGGAAACCAGGUAUGGGCAUCUCUUCCCAUCCUUGAGAUGAAAAGUGACAAGAUAACUCCUACUUCGAACUAA
Angiostrongylus costaricensis is the source of this 534-nucleotide messenger RNA. Lineage: Eukaryota; Metazoa; Nematoda; Chromadorea; Rhabditida; Metastrongylidae. The record is from the annotation of a GenBank genome assembly.